Molecule: messenger RNA, 2193 nt
Organism: Ascochyta rabiei
Lineage: Eukaryota; Fungi; Ascomycota; Dothideomycetes; Pleosporales; Didymellaceae
Product: DNA mismatch repair protein Mlh1
Exons: 3
Coding region: 1-2193 (730 amino acids)
Biological process (GO): mismatch repair
Cellular component (GO): MutLalpha complex
Molecular function (GO): ATP-dependent DNA damage sensor activity; ATP hydrolysis activity; mismatched DNA binding
Source: RefSeq, a predicted model, not a curated record
AUGGAAGCCACACCGUCAUCACCUCGCGGCACGAAAAGGAAGGGUGAUGACACUCUACCGCUUCCGGCACCGCGAAGAAUCAAAGCGCUCGCACAGGAUGUCGUCAAUAAGAUCGCUGCAGGAGAGAUUAUUGUUGCACCAGUCCAUGCAUUGAAAGAACUGAUUGAGAACGCCGUUGACGCAGGUUCGACAGCGCUGGAAAUAUUGGUCAAGGAUGGUGGCCUCAAACUACUGCAGAUCUCAGACAAUGGGCAUGGCAUUGAUAAAGAAGACCUGCCGAUUCUAUGUGAACGCUUCACCACUUCGAAGUUGAAGGCUUUCGAGGACCUUACCUCUAUUGGCACCUACGGCUUUCGCGGAGAAGCGCUUGCAAGUAUCAGUCACAUUGCUCACUUGAAAGUCACCACAAGGACGAAAGAGUCGAGUUGUGCCUGGGAAGCGCACUACGCGGACGGUAAAUUGACUAGCCCGAAGCCAGGUCAAAAUGCAGAGCCAAAGCCUAAAGCUGGUAGGCAAGGCACAGUCAUCACAGUCGAAGAUCUUUUUUACAACGUUCCUUCUAGAAGACGCGCCUUCCGCUCAGCAAGCGAGGAGUACGCGAAGAUACUUGACGUUGUCGGUCGUUAUGCGGUACAUUGCUCUGGCGUAGCCUUCUCAUGCAAAAAAGCUGGCGACAACUCAGGGAGUAGCAUAUCGGUACCUGCUUCUGCAGAGACCAAAGAUCGUAUACGACAGAUACACGGCAGUGCAGCAGCGAGCGAGCUCGUUAGCCUCAAAGCAGAAGACGAUCGCUGGGGUUUCAAAUGCGAAGGCUGGGUCAGCAACGCGAACUACAGCUCCAAGCGAACGAGUCUGUUACUCUUCAUCAACCAUCGGUCUGUCGAAUCACAAGUGAUCAAGAAGAGCAUCGAGCAGGCAUACGCCGCGUUCUUGCCUAAAGGUGGACAUCCAUUUGUGUAUCUGAGUCUCCAGAUCGAGCCGCAACGAGUCGAUGUCAACGUGCACCCUACCAAACGCGAAGUGCACUUCCUCAACGAAGAUGAGAUCAUCGCCAUGAUCUGCGAUGAGAUCCGUGAGAGUCUGAGUAAGGUAGACACGAGUAGAUCGUUCAUGACCCAGUCACUGCUUUCGAACCCCAAAACCCCAGUCGUCACGCCAAUGAAGCAGAUAGCUCCUGGGAUGCCAGCUGUAGAGGAAAUAUCGGAUCGGACCGCUCAAAAAUCAUCAAGAGUCGCGGCAAAAAAACCGUACGAGAACAACUUGGUACGAACCGAUGCCUCGGCACGCAAAAUAACAUCGAUGCUGCGACCCGAACGAACACUGGAGGAAGCUGCAGUUGAGGGCGAUGAUGACAUGGAGUACGAGUAUACCGAGCGGGAACCUAUGGCUUGCCGGUUGACAUCCAUCAAAGAACUUCGCGCCGAAGUGCGAGACGCCAUGCAUAACGAACUUACAGACAUUAUUUCGACACACACUUUCGUUGGCGUUGUCGAUGAGCAGAAACGCAUUGUCGCGAUACAAGGCGGCGUGAAGCUGUUCCUAGUCGAUUACGGUAUGCUAUGCAAUGAGUACUUUUACCAAGUUGGGCUCACAGACUUUGCCAACUUUGGUUUGUUACGAUUCAACCCGCCACUGCGUCUGCAUGACCUGCUCAGAGUAGCAGCAGAACAAGAGAGGAACAAUGCCGGUGAUGCAGCAGACGAGGUUGACUGGGAUGAGGUUGUGGACAGCGUCAAAGAGUUGUUGAUCAGGAAGAAACCAUUGCUGAGCGAGUACUUCUCCAUUGAGAUCACCCCGGAAGGCGAGCUAUGCUCCAUGCCAAUACUUAUCAAAGGUUACACACCCUCUCUGGCCAAGCUCCCACAGUUCCUUCUCCGACUCGGUCCACACGUCAACUGGGACGAAGAGAAGGCAUGCUUCCAGACUUUGCUCCGCGAGCUAGCAUCGUUAUACGUGCCUGAGAGCUUACCGUUGCCGCCAUCAAGCUCAAGCGACGACAAUGGCAAGGGAAAGGGCAAGGCUAUGGAAGAGGAUCCGGAAAUCGCGUUAAGACGUAAGAAGUUGAGGAAGGCGAUCGAGCAUGUCAUCUUUCCAGCGUGCAAGGCGAGACUUGUUGCUACCAAAGGACUACUAAAGGGCGUCAUGGAAGUUGCGAACCUGAAAGGACUGUACAGAGUCUUUGAGCGUUGCUGA